Messenger RNA from Colletes gigas, 629 nucleotides. Its product is annotated as ena/VASP-like protein. Bases 102 to 515 code for a protein of 137 amino acids. The record is from RefSeq and is a predicted model, not a curated record. The transcript has 3 exons. NCBI's taxonomy places the organism in Eukaryota, Metazoa, Arthropoda, Insecta, Hymenoptera, Colletidae.
CCUUUUUUCUCUACGAUGACGUGGUGCAUCCACUGUUUGCUAUUUAUUCCCUCGAUCCGGAAUCACGGAGAACAGUAUCGAGUACCAAGACAUCAAGGAUCAUGAAGCGUUUUAUCCUACUCGCUGGCAUCGCCACCUUGCUGGUGUUCUCUGUUACCGAAAUUUCGGCCGGUGAAGUUUCGACGGAAGCCCCCACCCCCCAGGUGUUGGCUGUCCGGGGAAAACGCAGUCCACAGGAUCUGCCUCCAUGUCCUCCCCCGCCAAAUGGAGAACCACCACGUGGACCUCCUCCAGACGGAGCUCCUCCGUGUAUGCCUCCUAGUAACAUGGCUCAACUUGCAAGCGCAGGUGAAGCGAUGAUGUCAUCCAUGGGAAGGAUGAAAAGAUCCGCGCACGAUCGUUUAUUAGAUCAUCAGGACGGACAGGGAGGACAGGGUGGUAACGGUCGCGACAAGAACAUGGAUGAUAACCUGCCCAACCCGAUGGGAGGAGGUGGAGGUCACCACAUGGGAUAAACGGAAGCCUAAACUACAUCCACCAGCUAUUUUACGCCCCUUCAAUCCGACAAUGUACUUGUAAACGACUCCUUUGUUUGUAGUUUGUCAGAAUGACGAAAUAAAUGUCUCUUU